Saccostrea cuccullata (small rock oyster) is the source of this 13525-nucleotide messenger RNA. Its product is annotated as sacsin-like. The record is from RefSeq and is a predicted model, not a curated record. Gene Ontology annotation, molecular function: Hsp70 protein binding. NCBI's taxonomy places the organism in Eukaryota, Metazoa, Mollusca, Bivalvia, Ostreida, Ostreidae.
AAAACCUGUAUGGAAAUAUAUAUACUGGAUUAUCCAAUACAUUAAUAUCUAGUUCACAGAAAUGAAAAGACAAUCCAUUCCACAUACAUCUCGUAGUAGCGAACCCAAGUCACGGAAAUAUUCAGUUUCCCACAAGAGACCGAUAGAAAGUUCAUCUGAAGAGAGCGAUGAGGACAUAGCAAGCCAAGGGAAUCGACACAAAAAGAUUAAAAUCGAAGCAUUCAAGAGGAAUACCCUUCUGGACGAACUACAAAGUAUCUUGCAUGAUUACCCAGAUAAUGAACAGAUCAUAAAGGAACUCCUCCAAAAUGCAGAAGAUGCAGAGGCUUCUGUUGUCAAGAUUUUAUGUCAUCCUGGUGCUGACGUUUCCCAUAUCAGGGCUCCAUAUAACAAAUAUCUAUCUGGACCAGCACUCUGCUUUUAUAAUGACUCCAAGUUUACUGAAGAGGACUGGAAUGGUAUCAUAAUGCUUCGCAAAAGCAACAAAAAAUCAGAUGCUCUGAAGGUUGGGAAGUUUGGAAUUGGCUUUAAAUCUGUUUUUCACAUGACAGAUCAUUGCUGUGUUAUAAGUGGUACCACUGUUCUCUUUAUGGACCCUCUAAAAGAUGAAAAUCAAAGGAUUUUGAUAAAUGAUUAUUGUCAUAAAGAAGUAUGUGGAAAACGAGGACUCACUCCAUUAGAUGGUGUAUUUGGCAUUGAUAGUCAUCACAUACGAUCCACAGGAUAUGAUGGAACUCUGUUUUGGUUUCCACUUAGAAGAAAGGCAUCCAGGAUAUCAGAAACAACAUACAGCGUAGCCAAAGUUGACGAUCUUAUAAAAUCUUUUAGUAAAAAUUUGGAAUUGGAGUUGUUAUUUUUGAAGUAUAUUGAAAAAAUUGAGCUGCACAAGUAUGUUGCUAAAAACAUCAUCAUCGAUGUGAAGGCUGAGAUAGACCAAAGUUCCUUAAAGAAGGUAAACGAGGAAAGGAGAGCAUACAAAUUAAAACUAUUCGAAGUGGAAAACACAUUGAAAAGUGGACAAUCCCUAGAAAAAGAAAGUCCAAUCUGGAUGCACAAUACAAUGUGUCUCAAAAUAACACGUUUGGGCACUGCAACCAAAGAACAGUGGAUGAUCUUGCAGUAUUUUCAUGGAGGGAGCACCGACCGAGAUAUAGUUCGACUACUUCGAAGUACACAUUCAAAGUAUAGACCGUACGUGGGCAUUGCUGCAAGAGUUGACAAAAAGAUUUCAAAUGGAAAGCUUUUCUGCUUCCUUCCACUGCCAACAGACAGGGAAAGCCCAACUGGCUUACCAGUUCAUGUGAACGGUUACUUUGCCUUAGACAGCAACCGACAACACAUUAAAUGGCCAUCACGUGACCAAAGCAUGAGUGAAAGUCAUUUGGAGGACGACAUGCUAUGGAAUAAAUACUUGAUAGAGGUAUUACUUCCCAUUGUGUACAAAGAAUUUCUCAAAAAGUUCAAAACACAUUGCGAAAAUGAAAAUAAUAAACAAGGUAUGCUUGAACUAUUCUAUCAAUAUAUUCCAACUAGAAGUUCAACCAAAGAAGAAUGGGAGUGUGUUGUUGAUUCUAUAGACGAUUACCUUAUUACCUCACAAGUCCCAUGUUUAGAGGAAAGACAGUGGGUGAAAACAAGAGAAGCAACAUUCAGUAUAUUUGCAAACAUUUCAGAUGAAUGUAAGGAGGCAGUUCACAAACUCUUUAGAAAGUGUUUAGGCAAUGGACUUGUAAACCUGGGAAAAAAUACAGAGGUCUUCGAUGAUCUAAUUCGUCGAAAGAAGUCAAUAAAAUCAACAUCCCCUCAAGCCCUCCGAGAUUUAAUGAAAGAUUUCGAUGUCUACAAACAAUGUUCAGCUUUAUCAAAAGCUCAUUUUCUUAUUUAUUCCUGCAGCGAAAAUAAGAUUCCUAUGGAUUUAGCUGGCCUGGAACUAAUUGAGACGCAAGAUAAAAGACAUGCAGUACUUAAACUUCAGGUCAUGCAAGGAAAUCAGUACACGAAAUGUAUAUUCCUUUGUGAACAAGGCGAGGAAGCUUUUCUUUUGGGAAAAGAAAAUCAACUUGUUAAAUCAAGACAAAAGUCUGAAAAGCUGGAAGAGGUUUUACAAGCAAUUAUCCGAACAGGAAAAUACAACUUUAAAGCACUUGAUCCAAGCACUUGCAUCAAACUUUUAGAAGAUGUGUUGCAGACAAAAGUGAAAGGCCUUUUUUCUUAUGAGUGGGUUAGAAAUGUCUGGAAAUAUAUGGAUUCAAAAUUUCAGAAAUCAUUAGACCCAGUGAAACACCUUCCCAUUGUUCCUGUCAAAGGACAAGACGUUUUUCUCAGAAGACUUUCAGAUUACCUUGUUGACAAUACUGGAAUUGAGAAUGGCAAUUUGUGGGUAGAGAUAUUUGCAUUUUUCAAUGUUUUUGUUGUAAAGCAAAACUUUUUACAUCAUCACUUAUUGCAACCAGGAAAGGGCUAUGUUCGAUCUGCAGUAGAAGAAAGACUUUCUCUCUUUGACAAGCAUUUCUCAAUAGGUGUUGAUAAUUUCAAUGCUCAAGGUACUGGAGAACAGAAAGAAGAACUGAAAAGAUAUUUAGCCACAAAUAAUGCAAAACUUCCUUUAAGUCUCUUGCGAAGUUUAAAGAAGUUGCACAUUUUUAGAAGACAGCGGAGUUUGAAAAUCUUCGAAUGUUUCACAUCAAUUGAAGAUUGUAAAACUGUCUUUAUGGCUGACGAAGAUUUUCCUUUACCAUUCAUACAAAGUAUGAUAGUCACAUUUUCCAAAAAAGAGAGUGAGUUAGUGCGCAAACUUUCAGAUGAUGUACAGGACUUAUCGAGAAUUAUCUUUAAUUCAUUAGAAGAGCUGAUUAGGAACCCAGUUUGGUUAACAGAUGAAAUGAAAAGACGGCUGUGUCACUACAUUUUAGAAAAGAAACACAAGUUGUGCAAUUGGGAGAAUAUUGUGGAUCGUGUGAAAGAUAUUCCUUGCAUAAGAAACAGGACUGGAGAAAAUAAAGCUUUCAAAACUUUAUAUGAUCCAAAUGACAAAGUGUUGAAAGAUAUAUUUGAUAACAGCAAAUUCCCAUGUGAUGAAGAUGUUUACCUUUUACAACAAAUAGGAUGUCUGACUCAAAAGGACACCAACUUUGUUAACGACAUAGAGAUGGUGUGUAAAAAGAUUCAUGCUGGAGCAGAAAAAUAUGAAGGAAAGAAACUUCGAGCCGUUUCAAAGGCUCUUAUUCAGGUCAUGAAAGAGCAUAGUAAGAUAUGUCAUCGUGUAUCCGAGUAUAACAUAUUGCCAUAUAUGAAGGAGAAAGUUGACCACUACCCCAAAUCUCUUCAAUGGUUCAAAACUGAAGGUUUAGUGAAAAUGGACUCUUUACAAUUAAGAAAAAGUGCAAGUUUGAUAGGAUCUGUUAUGCCUGUUGCUACAGAGGAAUGCAAGAUUUUUCUUCGUAAGGUUAAAGAGAUUCCCGUUGAAAGCGUCCGUAAACAAUUUCAAAAUGUGUUGAAAAAUUAUACAAAAAAGGAACAUUCAAAGUACAUGACAAUAGUGAUUUCAAUUUACCAAUUCUUUGAACAAAAAAUGUUGUUCGAUAUUGAAGAAUUUGGAAAAUUUAUUUUGACAGAGCAUGAGUUUCAGGAUAUCAGUUCAGUUUAUGUUGAAAGGAAUACAAAGAAAGAUAUAGACACAGUUCCUUAUCUAGUACCUUUGCCCACGGAACUAGAACAAUUUGGGACAUUUUUUAUAAAAUGUAAAUGCUACGCAUCGCAAACACCGGCGAGUUUGCUCGAAGUUCUCAGAAAACUAAAAGUAAAGUAUGGAGAAGCUUUUCAGACGGAUGAGAUUGAUAAGGAUUUCGACUUGAUAGAGAAGAUUUUGAGACGUCUGUCCAAAGAAGAUCCCAUUCCAGAUGUAAUUCUACCAAUUAGAUCAAAAAACCCAAAACGUAUUCUUUUCAAACCUGCCAAAGAGUGUGUGUACGCAGAUACAGAUUGGUUUAGUAGAAAAUUUACAGAAGACGAACACGUGAAUUUCGUUCAUUCAAAAAUUAGUAAACAUAUUGCAAAGGCAUUUGGCGCGCGUUCUUUAAAAGAGUACACUCUUGCAGAUGCUGAGGAAAUGUUUGAAGAAUUUGGUCAAUCAGAAAAAUUGACUUUAAGAAUAAAAUCUCUUCUCGAGGGAUAUACAGAUGGAUUAUCUGUUCCAAAAGAGAUAAUUCAAAAUGCCGAUGAUGCUGGUGCAACCAUAGUAAAGUUCCUUUAUGAUGAACGAGAAAAUAGGGAAGCAAGAGCGGCGCUUAUUGAUCCAAACAUGAAGUCUUUUCAAGGCCCUGCAUUAUGGGCAUACAAUGACGCAGAAUUUACCGAUGAAGACUUUAAGAAUAUUCAGAAAUUAAGUGGGGCAACAAAGAAGGAAGAUACAACAAAAAUUGGUACAUUUGGUGUUGGGUUUAAUGCCGUUUACAACUUGACUGACGUUCCAAGUUUUGUAAGCCGAGGGAGUUUAGUGUACCUUGAUCCUCAUGAAAAAUACCUAGGCGAAGCUUUGGAAGGAAAAAGACAAAGUCCAGGAAUUAAACUUCAACUGAGGAACAGAGUAAUGUUAGAUAAAAUGAGAGAUCAGUUUUUUCCUUACGAAAACAUAUUUGGUUUUCAAGGCGUCAGAUUUCACGAGGGAAAAUCUUUCCAAGGAACAUUAUUUCGAUUGCCUUUGCGAACAGAAACACAGGCCAAAUAUAGUGAAAUAAGCCAGAAACCAUAUUCAGCAAAUGAAAUGGAGAAAUUUGUCAAUUUGAUUUGCAAGGCAGCUGGAAACCUUCUACUUUUUACUCAGAAUGUACGAAAACUUGAGUUUUAUCGCCUCCAAAAUACAAAAGAAUCACCUAAAAAAUGUAUGGAUUUGAUAUUAAGUGUGACAAAGGACUGGUUAUCAAAUCCAUGCAAUGUAUUAAAAGAAGCCACACGGCAACUCAGAAACAAUGAUCUAUCGCAGCCGUUCAUCGACUUGCAAUCAGUAAUAAUUACGGUUCAAUUGAAAUCCUCCCGUCUUUCAGUCCAGUGGUUGUUGUCGUGGUCCACUGGUAACAAGAAGUCUCUAACCCUAUACAAGGAUAGAAAAAGUGAUGGAGCUUUGCCACUAGCUUGUACUGCGGUUCCUGUCAUCAAAGAUGGAACAUCUUCCAUUAUUUUGCACGAAAAUAUGCGUAACCUGCCUUCUGGCUUUUAUAGGGAAGGGCAUUUAUUUUGUUACUUACCUCUGCCAAUUAUAACAGGUCUUCCAUUCCAUGUCAAUGGUAAUUUCUCAAUAUCUGCUGAUCGCCAGCGUCUUCUCGUUACGACAUCAGAUGAAAAAGAAGACUCAAAACAUGUAGUAUGGAACAAUUGUCUUACAGAAGAUGCCGUUCUGAAUGCUUUUAUUGCAUUAAUAUUGCAUUUAAGGCAUAAGAUAAAUAACGAAAAAUAUGUGUACUAUUCGUUGUGGCCAACAAAAACAGAAAAUAUUUGGAGAAGAUUUGAUGAAAAAUUCUAUUUGAAAAUAACAGGAGAUUCAACAUUACAAGUUUUCAAGACAUCAAAGGGUUGGAAAGCUUUUAAGGAAUGCAAAUUUUUGGAUCCGACUUUGCAAAAAUAUGAAAAACUUAAGACAAUUGUUUUAGAUUUAAUCGCAAAAUUUGAAGUAGAUGCAUUGUUUAUCAGUGAUCUACCUGUAGAAUUGUUCAGAAAAGUGAAAGAUUUUUGUGAUCCUGCUCAAUUAGUUACUCGGGAAAUAUUUGCAUGUGAAUAUUUUUUGGGCAACGUUGAGAGAAAUGAAUGUAAAACAAAUUAUGAUUACAUUUUAUUGACCAUCUUGCAAUGGGAUACCGAAAGUAUAAUGGCAAAAAUCAGUAAUAUAAACUGUAUUCCGACACUCCCCAGUGGGAAAAAACGACGUCCGAAAGAUCUUGUGGAUCCUUCCAGAGAUAUUUCAAAACUUUUCUCAGAGUCAGACAUGGUGUUUCCUACAGAACCGUACAUGAAAAAGGAUUUUCGAAAAAGUCUAUCAAAAUUGGGAAUGAUGAAACAAGAGAAAGACGUUCCAUUAGAGAAGUUGAUUCAGCAAACAAAAAAGGUACAAAGUCUGUUUGAACGGUGUCAGAGAUGUGCCUUAGAUCGCAUUGACUACAUAAUAAGUUUUAUAAAAAUAGCAAAUCUUGGGAAAAACGAGUUACAAAAUCUGAUGGACAUUCAAUUUCUACCAGCAAAAGAGAAACCUAUUGGUUGGUCAUAUCCCUGGUACUUGCAAAAGAUUCAAGAACACAAAACUUUAAAGAAAUUAUGCAGCAAUCAUCGGCUUUCUAAACUAUCAGAUACUAUGCUUUGUCGCCCCUAUGAUCUAUUUUUUUCAUCAGCAAAAAACUGCAUUGGUUCCCAGAGGCUAAUUUUAGGUCUUCCUGAUGAACAGCAGAUGGAAAAUGAAAUCUUGCUUAGGAGUCUGGGUGUUAGAUCUUUUGACAGUGUUUCCAUCGACAUGUUAUCGAACCAGCUGUCAGAAGUUUUGGAACAUGCAUUUAUAGAAAAAAAUACGAAGGGGAUAUGCAUGGAUUUGUAUAAUGCCUUUAAUAAAAUACUCGGCAAUGUUCAAAAUAAAAAUGAAUUGAGUUUAGACAAAUUUUCAAACACAGCAUGCAUUCUAAUUGACGGAAAAUUUGUUUGCCCAGAUCGGAUAGUUUUUUCUUUAAAAUUAAACUGUGAACCUUUCUUUUUUCAUUUGGAAAGAAGUGAACUUUUAAAGUACAAAAGGUUUUUGAAAGCAGUUGGAGUGCGAGAUGAAUUUGAAACAAACGAUAUUAUUAAAGUUUUCAAGGAGAUCAAAAGGACAAACGAAAAUAGAAAACUUCCUAGGAAAUCCCUUGACGCAGUGUGUCGUAUUACAUCCUUACUUCCAUCCAUAUCAGAAAGUGGAAUCUAUGAAUUUCUUCACCUUCAACUUUACCUCCCAGAUAAGAAUGGGAUAAUGCGAAAAGCUAGUGACCUUUGUCAGAAUGAUUGCGAAUGGAUACCAGACAGUCCAGGAAUGUGUUUUUUACACCCUAACAUUUCAAAAUCCGUUGCGACUUUAGCCCGAAUAAAGUCAAAAAGAGAACAGGAUUUGUUAACAACAUCGUCUGAGUUUGGCUUUGAUUUUGGUCAGCACGAGGAUUUAAAGAUAAGAUUAAAGAAACUGCUUAAGGGAUAUCCAGAAAUAAGCAUUUUGAAAGAAUUAUUACAAAACGCAGACGAUGCGGGUGCCUCUGAGCUGCAUUUCAUCAUGGACUACAGAAUGCAUAAAACAGUGAAAGUAUUUUGUGACAAAUGGAAAGAGUUGCAAGGACCAGCUUUAUGUGUUUACAAUGACAGCGUUUUCACUGAACAGGAUAUUCAAGGAAUUCAGAACCUUGGAAUGGGAAGCAAAUCUGAAGACCCAACAAAAACGGGACGAUAUGGAGUUGGAUUUAAUGCUGUUUACCGACUAACAGAUGUUCCAUGUUUUUUAUGUAAAGACAGUGAUCAAAUAUUAUGUGUUUUAGAUCCCCUUCGCGAAUAUAUCGCUCAUCCCCAAAAAGGAAGACCAGGACGCAGGUUUCCAAAUGCAACUGAAUAUCUUCGACAACGUUAUCCAGAUAUACUGACGUGCUUCCUUACUCAAACAGAAGUUUGGAAAGGAGGAAAAGGCACUCUUUUCAGAUUUCCCUUACGGAACAGAAACUCUGUUAUAUCAAAAAAGUACACUACACAUGAAAUUGAAAAAUUAUUUCAAUCCUUUGAAAAUGAAAUGGGAGAAAAUCUUCUGUUUUUAAGCAGUGUGAAAAAAAUCCAAAUCUCGACCAUUGAUAAAAGAGGGAAAAUGAAAAGAAGACGUUUAGUAUCAGUCGAAAGAAAAACAAAAGAAAAUCUAUGUGAAGUUCAACAGCUUAAAUCAGAACUUAAACAAAAUUUGAAUAUGAACAAAGAAUUGCAUUAUGAACUUGUUUUAAAUUUGGACGACACCUUUUGUGAAGAGUGGUUAGUUGUUCAAAAAUAUGGAUUUGAAGAAAGUGUUCCACGUGAUAUUCAAAAUCUGUACUCAUCAGGAGAUCUAGGACUACUUCCUGUUGCAGGUUUAGCUAUUUUGAAAUCAUCUCAAUCACGGAAAACAGUAUUUUACAAAGCAUUUUGUACGCUCCCAUUACCUAUUGAAACAGGAAUUCCAAUCCAUAUCAAUGGUCAAUUUGCUUUAGACAACGAAACACGCACAGACAUAUGGUGGCCUGAAGUAGAUUCAUAUCGGGAUACAAGAAGCCUAUGGAACGAACAUUUAGUGAAAUCAGUAGUCGUAAAGGCUUAUGCUGAACUGAUCAAAAUUUCAAAGCAAGAAAUAUGUAGAUAUAAGAAUAAAAAAUCAGAUUGGCUGUGUCGGUAUAACAAUUUAUUUCCAUGCAUCCCAAAGAUAAAAGGAAUUUGGCGAUAUUUAGCAGUAUCUUUUUAUGAAUACAUUGUGACAAAAGAAAUGCAAAUCUUCCCUGUUCUUCAAAACGGAAAGAAACACGUUUUUGCAGAUGGGUAGCAAUUAUCAAAUGUAUUCUUUGAAGACCUGGAAACAGAUUUUAAACACUUGUAUCCUCCAAAGGAUGAAACCGAUGAAUGGUUCAACGUUAAAAGCAUGGAGUUUGCUUGUUUAUUAAGGGACGUUGGCAUGAAAUUGUUGAAUUCCCCAUUGUGGAUGUACGAAAGUUUAAAACAUGCAAAUCUUUCUGUGGAAAAAAUUAAUCCUCGAUCUGUUUUGAAUUUCCUGAAAAGUUUUGAAACGUUAGAAGAAAAAUGUCAAUUAACAAUAAAUAAACAUGUUGGUAAAACGCUAAUGAAAAGUAAAGAAAAUGUUAUGAUGAUAUUAAAAUUCUGUCUGCUAGAUAACUCAAUAAAGUGUGAUGAAUUAGAGGGAGCUCCACUUCUGUUAACAUCUGAUGGGUUUCUCAGAAAGUUUACUAGAGGAAAAAAUAUCUAUUACACAAACCUAGGAGAGUAUGUGAAGAUGUUUCCAAAAUCACAGUACCGAUUGCUACAUCACAAUCUUGCGUUCCUGUGCGGGAGAAAUAAGUUAUUUAACCCUUACAUAAGUAAAUUGGAACUUGACAAUCUUUGUGAAGUUUUAAAUGAAAAUUUGAUAGAAGGAAUGAAGCAUGAAGUUCCUGUCCCUUUUCACGACAUAGAAUUUCCUUGUCCUGACUGGUUAGAAACAUUUUGGAACUUUAUUGGGAGACUGCAUGACAACUUCUUAUUUCAUGGGAGAGGAGAUCUGAAAUGCUUUCUAGAAAUCAUGAUAUUGCACCUUGGAAAAUGGGCAUUACUUCCUGUAAGGAGAAAUAGCAGGUUUCAUCAUCAAUACGAGAACAGACUAUUGUAUCCUCUGAAUAUUGGAAAAUCUAUUUUUGAUAUGUUUGAUUGUGAAGUAACAAAAACAAUGCAAGCAAUGGGACUUCCCUAUCUGGAUAGAACAGAAAUCAGAAAUGAAGACUUAAAAAAAUCCAGCAUAAUUGUUGCAAGUUCCUUUGUUGCAAAUUCAGCAAAUGUCCUUGAAAUAUUGGAAUGCAUCUUGUCAAAUACAAAAAAUAUUGACAUGAAAGCAAACUGUGAAAUUUUAAUGGAAUAUUUCGAAUCUGAAGCAUCAAAUUUAAAACAAGAUACAGAAUCAAAAGAAAAGCUUAAACGUUUACCAUUUUAUGAAAAUCUGUUAGAUGAGUAUCAAACUCUUGAAGGUUGUAAAACUUUUGUAAUGCUUCCGAAGGAAGCACCAACCGAUGGUCUUCAUCAGCUUUGCCUAAAAACAACUGUGCAAUUUUUAAAACACAAACAAUGGAUGUGUGUGUAUGAAAGGGCGGGAUGUCAUAUCUGUGAUGUCGUAGAAGUAUACCAAAAAUACAUAUUGCCUCAUUUCAGUGAUUUGCCAGACAGGGACAUAGUGAAACAUAUGGAAACACUUAAAGAUACCGUCAUCAGCAGACUGAUAUUUAAAUCCAAAAGUGAGCAAAAUUCCAUAAUGGAAUUGUUACAACAGGUGGCUUUUCUUGUGCAAUAUGGAAUUAGAUAUACAGCAAAGAAAUUUUAUAAUCCACAGAAAAAAUUAUAUCAUUCCCUCUGUCAGAAGCAUGAACUUCCUCCUGCACCCUUUGCUCAUAAAGAUUGGAUUCCCUUUCUCAUAAAAUGUGGUUUGAGAGACAAAGUGACAGAGGAAAUAUUUAUCCUCUUUGCGUUACGUGUAGAAAAAAUUGGAAACGAGGUAAGGUUAACUGAUGAGGUGAAAAAAUAUUCCUCAAUUUUGAUAGAAACCUUACAAAAAGAGAAUAUGUUUCGAGGAAAUGAAAAGUUCCUAGAAGAAGUCAAGAAAAUUCAUUUUAUUUUACCUCACACGUUGGAGCAAGGUUUAAUAAAUAUCCACUCUCAGCAUGCCGCCGCACAAUUGCUUAAUUUGGCAGAUUCAGAACUUGUUAGAAACAAGGAAUUGUUAUGGACAACUGUUGGAUUACUUGACAAGAAUGCCUGUAGUCUUGUUGAUGAUAAGCACAUAUGGCAAAGACUUGGUCAUGACGAAAAACCACCCGAGGAACAAGUCUUCAAGCAUAUUAAACUGAUUUGCCAACAGUUUGGUGAAGGUUUUCUGACAAAAUUAGAGGAAGAUGAAGAUUUAGAUGCAACAUUAUCCUCCGUAUUUCUGAAAAUAUACUCUUAUCUGGAAGAUAUUUCUUGUAGUGAGAGGAUAUCUUCAUUAAAAGAAACACGGUUUAUUUUUGUUAAAGAGAGAAAAUCAUUUGCUUCCCCGGAUAUUGUCGUUCUUAAUAUGGAUGAUGAACAUGAAAUUCCUCCAUAUCUCUAUAAGGCUCCGACUUACUUUGGCCAAUAUCAUGCUGUAUUUCUGAAGUUUGGUGCAUUCGAAAAACUUUCCAGUAAUCAUUACGCAAAUGUUUUAAAAGAGCUUUAUAAGAGGUCCAAAGGUGGAAUCCUUGAUCCUAACGAGAAAACAAUGGCUGUCAAAGCCGUUCAAUUGCUUUUUGAGAAAUUAAGAAAAGAAAUUCCGGAUGUGCAACUUAAAUCAGAUUUAUAUCUCCCAAGCAAAGAUCACGUCUUAUUGUCGAGCAAAUCGCUAGUAUUUGUUGACAAUAAAGUCUUGGAAAAACGUAUCUGUAAAGGGAACCAUAAUUUGAAAUAUGCUCUUGGGUUCAAAGAAUUAAAUAUGAAAGAUGUGCAUGAUCCAGUAAAAGAGAUAUCUCUAAUUCCAAUUGAGACGAGACCAAAAUUUCUCUCAAAAAUUGUUGUGGAAGAGGUAUCCCCGGAAUGCAAAACUUAUAAAUGGAGAAGUGAAAGGGCAACUUUCUUGGGAAAGUUUUUGUGCUGUGAAGAUUUUAUCAAAAGUGUCAUUCGCUUGGUUCGACACGAACGAUAUCAAAGAAACAAAGAAUGUGGUGAAAUAGAAGAAACUCAAAUCAGAGAUAUCUUUAAAAUGUUGAAAGUCUUUGAGGUGGUAAAUUUGACAACUGUAUUAAGACUGAAUGCGGAGGUUAUCAAAAAUACUGAGAAGCAAGCACAAAUUUCAUAUUCCAUUGACACAGAGAACUCAAAUUUAGUAUGUAUUUAUCUGAAUUCUUUCAGGCGCCAAGAAAACACCAAAUGGAUAGAGUCAAUCGCAAAUGAGUUGACCCGCAUCAUCAACUGUCUUUUAAAGAAUGAAUUAAGUGAAAGCUGUUUACAUUUGGCUCAUGUUCUUGGUUUUAUUGAAAAUCCAGAAUGCAUUAAAGAGUUCUUGGACAGCAAACAAAUUAUUUCUCUGGAAGACUGUGCUUCUGAUGAACCUUUCAUUCCAGAAUUAGGCUCUGAAAUUCCAGUCAAAUUUCACCACUUGUUGAAAAAUUCAUUCAAGUCACUUGCAAUAAAUGAAUAUGUUGGAUAUGAACAGUUUGAUCCUUUAAUUGAUGAUGAUAUUGUGCAAAACGAUUCCUUGCCAGUUUUCUUAUUUGCCCAGGUAAAGGAAGAUGAUACAAAAGACAUCAAAAAUGUGUGGGAGAAGAAAUAUAGAAUUGAUAUAGGUCUGAUGGAUGAAAUUGUUGUAAAUGCGUCCCGUUUAUACAAAUUUGACAGAAAAACUCAGAGAGACCUUUGUGUGGAAAUUUAUACACAACACAAAGGGAGUGAAAAAAAAUAUACGUCGGUCAAGAGUGAAAGAAAUUUAAAUUUGAAAGAGGAAAAGAAAAACAUAAAAAAUAUCAUGAAAGACACUCUUAAUAAACCGCUUAAUGAGAGAAAGAGAAUAUGGAAGCGGCUUCUUUUACGGUAUCAUCCAGAUAAACAUAUGGAAAACAAAGAUUAUUAUACGAAACUGACCCAGUAUAUUAACUCUUUAAUCCAAAGAAUUGAAAAUGGCCAAACUUUAGAUUACGACAGCGAAGAUGAAGUUGAUUCGGGAACUGGAUUUAGAAGACGUAAUUAUAACCGUCCAUCGGGUUCAACAUUCGGACAAGGAUUCAAAUUUUCAUCAUUUUAUGAGCAGUGCUUUAAUCGUGAAAAAUCCUAUGCAAAAUAUAAGCGGACAUAUCGUCCUCCAGAAGAAGGGCAGAGCUAUUUUCAAGAAUUCCGCAGACGUGGUUCCCAGCCCGGUCAGGCGGAUAGAUGGUACCGCCAGGCAAAAUACGACUUGGAUGCAGCAUGGGGUAGUGAAGGUCGUGAAAACGCCCAUAAUUGGGUGUGUUUCAAAUGCCACCAGGCUGUGGAGAAGGCGUUAAAGGCUCUACUUUACCAAAAAGAUGCUGAUUUAUUUAUGCGCACACACGAUCUGUCGAUGUUGGCCUCUCGAUGUGGUUACGAUAAACUUGAGUCCCUGGUGCUGACGUUUGAGGAAGUGACUAAAUCAUAUGACGCCAUGCGGUACCCUGACGGCGUAGCCAGUGGAUCAACUCCUUCAGAAUUUUAUACAAAAGAACAAGCAUCAAAUGCCAUUAAGAAAGCGUCUGAAAUUUUAAAUAUGAUCAAGACGGAACUUGAUAAAUUAAAAUUUUCAUAAUGGAAAAACAAAUAUGGAUUAAAAAACAAAAUUUUUGUCAUCAGUGAUUUAAACAUUUACAUUACUACACUGUACCGGUACAUGUGUACAUACGAAUGUGAUUUACAUGUUUAUUUUGUGUCUACAUGGCCUGUAUGGACAUUUUGUUCAUACAUGAUCAGCAAACAUUAGCAGCUUAUUUUCUGUAUCAAUGUAAAGAAAUGAAGUUAAAGAAAACCAUAAUGAUGAUUGCAUUUUUCAUAUCUGAUUAUGUUUUAGCUGUGGAGGCUAGAUGUUCUCUCAUUAUACAUAUUUUUUGAAGAUAUAACGAAAAUACAUAAAUUGAUGUUAAAAUUAUUGAUUGAGUGUAGUUGUUCAAAAGGAAUACAUAUUCAUGAAUGUAAGAAAUAUAAAUUAAAUGUGUACCACAUAGCACCAUCACAUACAGCUUUUGAAAUCGUUUUGCAUUGGUCUGAUAUCUUUGUUUCUUUGAUGUUGGGUAGAUGUACCAUG